GCAAAUCAGCGGCGUGAUGCGUCGAUCCAGUCCACUCGUGUUGGCCCACUUCACAAAAAACCUAGCUACCGGGUGCGCUAAUGCGCUGCGCCACGGUCAGUUAGCGUUCGGCUGUGGAGAAAUGCGCGAGUGUCCGGCACACUAGUAGACGUACUUUUAUAGUUUUUGUAGUGUUUGCAGUGAAAAAGUGUGAAAAAAUCAUUUCCGUGUAGUAAAACUAAAGAGAUCUUAUAAUGCUUAAGAGAAAUAUAACCUGCAGCCUCCUUUUGGCAGGCGCCAUAAUCGCCUUUACAUGUCCUGCGACUACAGAAGCCACUUACAAUGUAAAUUUGUUGCGCUUGCGUACUGAACCUGCCGCGCUGCUGCGUCAAUCACAAAAUACCUUCAUACAAUGGGUGCUCUCGCUGUUGCCCAAUCGACCGAGUAUAUUCGGUGGACCCGGCGCUCCGACCACAACAUCGCCUGAUGGUUUGACCAGCACCACAGACUUGCCACCAGCACCGCAACCAGCAACCGCUACACCAGCCACGGUGACGAGCACUACUUUAGAACCCACAACACCAGCACCGCCGAGCACGACCAGCACUGUCGCGCCCAGCACUACGCCAGCACCACCGCCAAUCGUACUGAAUCCGCCACGUAAUUGCAGCGAGUGCGUUUGCGGCAUAGCCAAUACUCAGAAGCGUAUUGUCGGUGGUCAAGAGACGGAGGUGCAUCAGUAUCCUUGGAUGGCUAUGCUGUUGUAUGGAGGUCGUUUCUAUUGCGCCGCUUCGCUUAUCAAUGAUCAGUUCCUCAUCACCGCAUCGCAUUGUGUAUAUGGCUUCCGUAAGGAGCGUAUUAGCGUGCGUCUGCUGGAGCAUGAUCGUAAGAUGUCGCACUUCCAGAAGAUCGAUCGCAAUGUCGUCAACAUUACCACACAUCCCAAAUAUAAUGCGCGCACUUAUGAUAACGAUAUCGCCAUCAUACAGUUGGAUAAGCCGGUGGAGAUGACUGAACUUUUGCAUCCGGUGUGCAUGCCAACACCAGGCAAGUCCUUCAAGGGUGAAACGGCUAUUGUGACCGGUUGGGGUGCUAUUAAAGUGGGCGGUCCUACGGCUGAUACACUGCAGGAAGUACAAGUGCCCGUUAUGUCGCAGGAAGACUGCCGCAAAUCGCGAUACGGACCAACACGCAUUACGGACAAUAUGUUGUGUGCCGGUUUUGAUGAAGGCAAGAAAGACUCCUGUCAGGGAGAUAGUGGCGGCCCGCUACAUGUAGUCGCGCCUGGAACCAGAGAACAUCAAAUUGCCGGCGUGGUAUCGUGGGGUGAAGGUUGUGCCAAGGCUGGCUACCCUGGAGUCUAUGCCCGCGUCAAUCGCUAUGGCACCUGGAUUAAGACAGUCACCAGAAAUGCAUGCCUUUGUCAUUCGGAGACUAAGAAGAUAAAGAAAUUCUAAGUUAUUUGCGGGGGAAUUUGUGUAGACGUUACAGAGCUUGUCCGACGUAAGCUCUCAUAUUUAUUUAUGUAUUUAUGCCGUUGUUGAAUGGUUUAGUUAAGUUAUUUUGUAUUUACCGCUUACAUGCUUAAUUUAUUUAUUUAUUGCAUUUAUUGAAAUAAUAAAAACAAAAUAUUCAAUUAUAA
This is a messenger RNA of Zeugodacus cucurbitae (melon fly), 1621 nucleotides long. RefSeq names its product trypsin-1-like. The coding region runs from base 234 to 1436 and encodes 400 amino acids. Gene Ontology annotation, molecular function: serine-type endopeptidase activity. The record is from RefSeq and is a predicted model, not a curated record. NCBI's taxonomy places the organism in Eukaryota, Metazoa, Arthropoda, Insecta, Diptera, Tephritidae. The transcript is spliced from 2 exons. Gene Ontology annotation, biological process: proteolysis.